Puntigrus tetrazona (Sumatra barb) is the source of this 906-nucleotide messenger RNA. RefSeq names its product melanocortin 2 receptor (gene mc2r). Gene Ontology annotation, molecular function: melanocortin receptor activity. Gene Ontology annotation, cellular component: membrane. The transcript has a single exon. Gene Ontology annotation, biological process: G protein-coupled receptor signaling pathway. The record is from RefSeq and is a predicted model, not a curated record. NCBI's taxonomy places the organism in Eukaryota, Metazoa, Chordata, Actinopteri, Cypriniformes, Cyprinidae. The coding region runs from base 1 to 906 and encodes 301 amino acids.
AUGAACCGGAGUGCUGAAGCUCUAUCCUCAGACUGCGCUGAGGUUCAGGUCCCCAGUCAGGUGUUCAUGGUCAUCGCCGUGGCCAGCCUGAGCGAGAACCUCUUGGUGAUUGUAGCCGUCAUCAAGAACAGGAACCUUCACUCCCCUAUGUACUGCUUCAUCUGCAACCUAGCCGUGUUUAACACCAUCUCCAGCCUCUGCAAGGCUUUGGAGAACGUCCUGCUGCUGUUUAAAGAAGCCGGCCACCUGAACUCCCUUGGUCUUUUUGAGCUAAACAUAGACGACAUCAUGGACUCUCUACUCUGCAUGUGCUUCCUGGGCUCCAUCUUCAGCAUCCUCACCAUAGCCGUGGACCGAUACAUCAGCAUAUUCCACGCUCUGCGCUAUCACACCCUCAUGACCAUGCGCCGCGUGGUGAUUGCGUUGUCCGCCAUCUGGGUGUUGUGCGGCACCAGCGGAGUGCUCAUGAUAGGCUUCUUCGAGGCCGCUACGGUGAAAAUCUUUUUCGUCGUGCUGUUCUUCACAGCUCUGCUCCUCAUCCUCUUGCUCUAUGUACAUAUGUUCCUUUUAGCACGCCACCAUGCCAACAAAAUUGCGUCUAUGCCAGGACUUCACGCGCACCAGAGACAAAGUGGCUUGAGGGGGGCCCUGACGCUUACCAUCUUGAUUGGGGUGUUUGUGGCCUGCUGGGCUCCUUUCUCUCUUCAUCUGCUGAUUAUGAUGAUUUGCCCCGAGAACCCCUACUGUGAGUGCUACCGCUCGCUCUUCCAGCUGAAUGUAGUGUUAUUGGUGAGUCACGCGGUCAUUGAUCCAGCCAUUUACGCUUUCCGUAGCACGGAGCUACGCAACACCUACAAGAAAAUGUUCCUGUGUUCAGCUUCAAGGAUCUUUAAAGAAUGUGUCUGA